GCUAAAUUUUAAUGCUAUUAGAUGCGGACAAUUGGAUUAAAAUUUUAUUCGAUGUAAUUAAUCGUUUCAUGCCAUGAGGAUCGCUGCCAUGAUUGAUUUUAGCGUCGUUUCGGGAUUGUUGAACUAAAAUAGUUUUUGAAAAAUGUGGAAAGUUUGGGUGAAAAGCUACAAGGAAAUGGUGUGAAACGGUUUUAAAUGUGAUUUUUUGGAAAAAAUGGAAGCUGCUAGAGUGUUCUGUUUACCCGGAUUGUGAAGUUAUUCUUCUCAAAAAAUUAAAAUGUUCUUUGUUGUCAGCUCCCCGAACGACCUUGAAAAAUGUUAACCUUUUAAAAAUGUCUGGGUCCAUUCUAACCUUAUAAGUUUGUUUACGUUUUUUAAAUUUCGGCAUCCGAAGUUAAUUUACUUAGAAGAAUCAAAAGCUUAUCUGAAAAUGUGAAUUCUACCAAUCCAGUUGGCAGUAAUUCAGAAUGGUUGUAGAUGUGACCACCAGAUCUUUUCACACAAAAAUGCAACCCACUGGUAUGAACCCAAAGGAAUUAUCAGAUAAUGAUGAUAUCGCUACAUCGCUUGUUUUGGACCCCCAUUUGGGGUUUACCACCCAUAAAAUGAGUACAAGGUUUAGGGCACCUCGAGCAAACAACACUGAACUGAAAACUAUUAUUGAAGACUUUGUGCACAAUCAAAACUAUGAAAAAGCCUUUGCUAAGAUUUCCAAAGGGGACUGGUGGCCCAGAAUCAAGUUGAAAAUGCAACAGAAAAAGUUGGAAGAUCACAUCUACCGCUAUCUUAGGGUAUUUGACAAGGAGUCUGGUUUUGUGAUAGAGCCCUGCUACAGAUACUCCUUAGAAGGUAAAAUAGGAGCCAAAAUAUCGGCUACAAGGAAAUGGUAUAAAAAUGAAAAGAUAGAACGUCUAGUUGGCUGUAUAGCCGAACUAACAGAGGAAGAGGAAAAGCAACUGUUACAUCCUGGAAAAAACGAUUUUUCUGUGAUGUAUAGUUGUAGGAAAAAUUGUGCCCAGCUCUGGUUAGGUCCGGCUGCAUACAUAAACCACGACUGCCGAGCCAACUGCAAAUUCGUCGCGACGGGUCGCGACACGGCGUGCGUGAAAGUGCUGCGCGACAUCGAUGCCGGCGAAGAAAUCACCUGCUUCUACGGCGAGGAUUUCUUCGGCGACAAAAAUUGCUAUUGCGAGUGCGAGACAUGCGAGCGUCGCAACACGGGCGCGUACGCCAAAGAGACCGACCAACAGGAGGAAAACGGUUACAAGUUGCGCGAAACGGACAACCGAAUCAACAGGACUAAAGUAAAAUUACAGGGUAGCAAAUUAGUGAACGACUGCCACGAACGGUUCCACGAGAACGGUAAAAUAAUCAGCCCGUUGAGCAUGAAGGAGCUCCGCCGAAAAGGCCUAACUAAAUACGACGCGGAGCUGCUGAUCGCCCAAGGGUGCAAGUUUACGGAUUUAGCCGAUUUCGGCCGUAAGCGCGUUAGCUUAAGUGUAAAUAAACCAGAUGUUAAAAAAAUUAGUCGAAGUAAAAAGUCUGUGAUAACCGAUGAGGGUGGUAAUUCGACUGUGAGCACGAGGGCUUCGCGGAUGCAGCGGCGCCAGGCCAGACAGGCCAAUUUGGAGCUGAUGCAGAGCUCCACCAGGACGAUUUCCAGGUCGAAUUUGCUGGACGAUCUGCAAAGCAACGCCAGCAGUUGUCCCAGCACGUUCAGCGAUACAGAACCGGCGUGUGACGCCUCUACGCAACAGGAUAAAUUCAGCGAUAGCCACGAGAGCGGCAAUGGGAUUACUACGUUAGAAACUGCCGAGAAGACCUCGAGAAUAACCCUGCGAAAUCACAAGCGUCUUCAUGAUCCCCCACCUGAAACGGCGACGCCGUGCAUCACUUUAGAAAACCAUCCCCCCGCCGAGCACCACCCGACCGUAGACUGCAAUCAAAAUGGUAUGACGGAAAUCAAAGAGGAGUCUGAGAACGACAAGAACAGCGUGUUCGAGGGCGACGACGAUGACAAAAAUCUGUCGUUCGACGACGUUUCGCCGGACGAAAAACAGGACGCCAUCAGUCAACGAAAGACCAGGCACUCCAAUCGGUCGUGCACGCCCAUAGAAGAAGCUAAAUGUGAUGAAAAUAGCGAUGUGUUCGAAGAGACAAUUGAAAAGAGCGACGUUUAUGAAUUUAACGACGACGAAAGUACGGAUAAUGUGAUUUUGCGUAAAAGUAAAACUGUACAGGAUAUUGAAAAUUCGAAUACGAGAGCAAAGUCUGAAGAAAUUAUUAAUACUGCCGCGGAGACCAAAAGUGAUAGGGUUGAUAGAGAAAUCAAAGAAGUAAAUGUGUACUCUUUACUUACAGAAAGUCCACCAGUGUGUGUUCAGGAAGAACAGAAGACUCCAGAGAAAUGUGGUCGAUUAAAACUCACGUUGCGGAUGAAGCGCAGCCCGGUGUUGGACGAAGUCAUCGAAUCGGGAAACAGCAUGAGCGAAGACUACUUCGCACCCGAAUACGAAGUGCUUCGCGUCGAAGGCGUCGAAACCGCUUUAGAUGGUUCCCUAGACGGCGCUUCUUGUACGCCGUUUUCACACAGAAAAAAGCGACAUAAAUCGAAACUGAAGCGGCGCGAAAAGCGUUCGAAAUUGGCAGAGUUAGAAGAGGCCGAAAUGAUACCGCAACUUCCUAUGAAACGCCUGAAGCUUAAAUUCGGCAACGAGAGCCACACUAUUGACAUACCGUCCACUAGUACUAAUUGUCAAACAUGAUAGGAGGUUCGUAGGAAUGUGUUUCAGAUUUUUUGCUUAAAAUUAAAAGCUUGGAGUUAAAAAAAAAAAAACGCGAUUAAGAUUGGAGUUGAUUUACAUAUUUUUUCGUUUCUGAAAAAAAUGCUAGGAGUUUCACUUUAUUAUGUACACUUGUACAACUUACUUAAUAGGUAACGGUAAAAAUGUCGAUUUUAUGCACUGAAAUGCACUAACCAACUGGGCCAUAAAGGUUUAUGUCAAGUUAAUCAUCUAAUCAUAUACAAUGACAUUACCAUUUUCUACAACGGCUUUUUUAAGACACCAUAAUCCUGCGCCUACCGCUGGCGUGUUUGCUGCAAAGUAUUUCCAUCUUUACAAGGCGAGAAUGAACAAUAAAUUUGUACAUUAAGCUUGUGCAAAUGUGUAUCAAAAAGUGUCACUGGCUCCCCAACCAUACAUGACUUGUUAUAGAUACUUAUUGUUUUCAAAGUUACAAAUUACGUCACAAUAAUGCAACGUAUUUAAAUAGCAUUGUUCAUUUUAACAUGGCAUUUGCGUAAUAAUACUCCCAUUUAAAAUGGUGUAUAAAUUGUAUAUUUACAUAUCAAAAUAAGUGUAAAAAUGCCAUUUUUUUUGUAAGAUAGAUAAACGAAAAUUAAAUUGAAAUACUAAAACAUUACUAAACAGUAUUUCAAAUAAAAAAAGGAAUUAACUUUUAAAAACUACAAUAUAAAUUUGCAAAAUGAAAUCCUGUAGCUGUAGCUAUAUAUAUAUUUUUUUAGCUAAUUGUGAAUUAAGGACCUCAUUGAAUUUUGAAUGAUUUUAUAGAAAAUAAUGAAACAUUAUUUUACCUAAUUUGAAUUUUAAUAAUAAAAAUCUGACGUGUCCAACAAAUGACUUUCUUGUCUGGUUAUUAUAAGCUUUUUCCAGUUAUUUUGUACAACCUUUUGUAUUCAUUGCCAACGAACAUACUAAAAAAUUUAUAUUUUGUGCUUUUCCUCAAUUUUUUUCAUUACUAUCCAUUUUAGAGAAAUCAUAUAUAGAAUAAAAAUUAUAGAGAAUGAUAUCGCAAACAACUUUUAUUUGAUUCAUUUUCUUAAAAAUUAAAAUUUUGUGCUUUUUGUCAAAUUUCUCGAAUACGGACCAUUUUAGGAAAAUUAUGCAUGGGACAAAAAUUACAUUACAAGCAACUUUUAUUUAAAGAAUUUACUUUUACAAGCUUAAAUAACAUAUAUUUCAUAAAGUAGAAACGAUCUUCUAUAAAGUACCCCCCAGAUGUUCCCACUAUGCCCAAAAUUUAAUCUAUGGCAGGAUGGAUUAAAGAUUAAAUUUAAAAUUUGGUGCUCUUCUCUUAUUCAGUUUUUGAGUUUUCUUCAAAAUUUAAAUAUGUACUUUUUCUCAAAUACCUCGAAUACGGUCCAUUUUAGAUAAAUUAUGUAUAGGACAAGAAUUAUAGAAAAUGGCAUCACAAACAACUUUUAUUUGAACAAUUUCCUUAUAAAUUUAAUUUUUUUGCUUUUUGUCAAUUUUCUCGAAUACGGACCAUUUUAGGAAAAUUUGUAGAGAAUAAUAUUAGGAGCAAUAUUUAUUUAACGAAUUUUCUUCUCCAAUCGUAAAUAGCAGAUUUAUGCCAUAAAAUAGAAAAAUAACCCCCCAUAAAGUACCCCCCAAAUGAUCCGACUAUGCUCAAGAUUUAAUCAGUUCACUGCAAGUCGAAAUAAAACUUAAGUUUAAAACUUUGUUUUUCUCUGUAUCCGUUCAUAAGUUAUCGAGUAUACAGACAGACAAACAAACUUCAUUGCGAAAAUAGUCAAAGCGGAUUCAGGGGACCCCAAAACAUAAAAAUCCAUCGAACACUCGAGGUUGAAAAAAUCAUGAUUCCUAUACUUUCCUUAUCUGUAUACAGACAGGAAAGUAAAAAUUAGUUUUAGGUAGUAUCAAAUAUAGUCAAGGUUGCUCAAAUGUAAAAAUAACUCAUUAACUAGAUUGGCGAGUAAGAAGGUCAUCUUAAAAUUUUCAUGUUCUUUGAAAUUUUACUUUUUCAGAUUGUAUUCGCAAACUGUACAUCAUUGCUUGUGCUUUUGUAAGCUGAAUGUGAUACUCUAUACUAAACAGAAAUGCAUUUUUUCUUGGAUUUCAUGAUUUAUUCUGAAAAAGCAACAAAUUAACAUUUUGGGCGAAAUUCAACAUUUUGUUGUUAGGGAAAAUAUGGAAUGAACAAAAUGAAAAAAAUUGACACUAAUAACGUGUAUUCCCUCCUCUUGCAUUGAUGACUGCUUGAAGUCGGCGCGGCAUACUUUGAAUUAAGUUGCGGAUCACAUUCUGGUCGAUGUUAUCUCAUUCCUGCAACAGCAAUCUUCUCAGCUCCUGGGCAGUUCUUGGUGCUGGUGUGUGUCUGCGGAUCUGUAGUCCCAACUCGUCCCAGACAUGUUCUAUGGGAUUCAUGUCUGGGCUGCGGGCUGGCUAGUCAAACCGUCUAAUUUCUACCUCAUCCCAGAUACUCCCUGAUAAUUCUGGCUGUAUGUGGUCUUGCAUUAUCUUGCAUAAAAAUGCCACGUUCCCCCAUAGUCACCAUGAAAGGCAUAACAUGGUCUUUUAGCACCUCCGUAAUGUACCUGUGAGAGGUUAGGGAGCCAUUUUCUAUGAAGACCAACUCUGUACGAGCUUGUGCAGUGAUUCCCGCCCAAACCAUAACUGACCCACCGCCAAAUGGAAGACGCUCGUCAAUGCAAACUUCAGCAUAUCUUUCCCCAGGUCUUCUCCACACUCGUCGACGUCCAUCUGACCCAGUGAGGCAAAAACGCGACUCAUCUGAGAACAAUACCCAGCUGCAGUCAUCAUCAUUCCAACGAACGUGAUCUCUGGCAAAUGUCAAUCUUGCAGUCCGAUGCUGACGUUGCAACGGGGGACCUGUAGCCAUUCUUUUGCAUGACAGUCCAGCAGCAUGAAGUCUUCUUCUAACGGUCCAUUCAUUAACGUUGACAUUUCUCACUUCUUCCAACUGAUUUCGCAGUGAAACCGCAGUAGCUGUCCUAUUCCGCAAAAAACGGUAAUCUCGUUGAGUGGUAACUCCUUUUCGCCCAGACCCUGGUCUUCUAGUGAUCAGGCCAGUCUCCAGAAAGCGCUGGUACACCCUUUACACACCACAAAGCACCAAUAAUUCUUGCAGUUUCACGUUGCCCCCAACCAUCUUGUAACAGCGCAACAAUUCUUGCCAAACAAUCGGAUCUAAAGGCAUUAUGGGCCUGUUAAAUCACUACACAAAGAAUCAACAGUAAACUGGAAAACAGGCAAGGGAAAUGUGAAAGUCGUACAAACAGGGGGCCUUUGUGUUCUAAUAAAUCGAAUGACAGCUGUCAAGUCUCGGAAAACAAUUGCUUCAACGCCUGCUGAUACUAUUAUGUCCUUAUCAAUAUUGACGCUAAAAUUAUUCGCAAUUUCUGAAGUGACCUCAAUUUUUUGCUCGCCAGUGUAUAUUAUACUCUUCACAGUUUAACAGACCCCCUUAACCCCCAUUUUCAAUGGGCUUGAUUUUUCCUGAAGAUUUCAAUUUGACAUCGUUUUUUGUUUCUGAGUUAGGAUUUUUUUCAAUAUUUUUACUAAACAUUUUAUGUUGAUAUCGCUUUUCGUUUUUAAUUUAGAGUUUUUUAUUACAACCCCCCCCCCCUUGACCUUCAUCAUAUUCAUAUUUUCAUUUAAUCAAUAGACUUUGUACCCUUAUAAAGCUUGAUUUUUGCCAAAAAUUUCAAGUUGGUAUUUUUGUUCGUUUUUGAGUUUUUUUUAAAUAUUUCAAACCCCCUUAACCCCCAGUUUUAUUAAAAAAAUUUUCAAAAUCAAAAAGUUUCUUUUCCUCAUAGAGCUCCAUUUUUGCUAAAAAUUUCAAGUUGAUAUCAUUUCUCGUUUAUAAAUGAGAAAAUAGACAAAACUAAGGACUCUGAUAACAUUUUUUUCACCUUCCAAGACAGACUGUGCCUUAUGGAAUAUAACUAGUCAAAAAUGAUUUUUUUAAAAGGUUGUUUACAUGCGAGUGGAAAUUGAGAUAAGAGUCAAACAGAAUGCCUAGAUUCUUAUGGAAUCCACUAUAAGUAAAGUUAGUUGAUCAAUUUUUAUGGAAAGACUUUGACUAAAUUACGUUGUUUUUUAUGUUUCCAAAUAGGAUUAGAUGACAUUUAUUUUUAUUGAGCUUAAGAUUAGGUUUAAUUGACAAUUUAUGAGUAAGAUCAAGAUCUUCAUUUAAGGCUUGUUCAGCAACUUGAUAAUAAAGUUGAGUGUCAUCGACAUACACUUGUAUUUUACAGUUGCUAACAGGUGUCAAGAUAUCAUAUAAAAUAAAAAGCAUUGGUCCUAAUAUUGAGCCCUGUGGCACACCAGAUUUGACGUUUUGUAAUGAAGAAAAUUCAUUAUUUAAAAGAGCUUUUUGACUACAGUUAGACAAUAUGAAUGAAUGAGAUGAAUAGAAUUUUCAGAAAUACCAAAAUAUUUUAAUUUGAAACAAAGUAGAUUGUGAUUGAUAGUAUCAAAUGCUUUAAAAUAGUCCAAAGCAACAAGUUCUGUAAUUUUUCUUUUGUCUAUAUUUCUUACAAUAUCAUCAGUAACUUGACAAAGUGUAACAGAUGUAUUGUAACCACUUCGGAAACCAGCCUGGCAAUAAAGGGAAAUUCUAUUAUAGAUAGCCUUUUCAAGAAUUUUCGACAUCGCAGUCAGAAUACUAAUAGGCCUUAAAUCAGAAAAAUGUUGAGGUUGUUCAACUUUACAAAGUGGUUUAAUUGUUGCAAUUUUCCAAGAUGUUGGAAAGUAGUUUCUUUGAAUACAACAGUUGAAGGUGCGUAAUGUAAUUAUCAAUAUGCGGACUACAGUACUUCAGCAUGGAGAUUGACACAGCAUCAAAACCCAUGGCAUUAGAUUUGAUAUUAUGGAGUAGUUUAUUAAAUUCUCUGACAGUUAUAAAAUCAAAUACUAGUUUGUUUCCAUGCAAAUUAGGUAGCGUUGAAUUAUUAUAAUAUUCUAAUAGGUCAUCAUCUACUUCAUUAUUAACAAAAACAACAAAAUUACUUAUUUAUGUCUUUGGGUUUCUGCAGUGAUAUAGGUAGGGUUAAUCGCUUUCAUUGCUUUAGUUUAGAGGAUGGUUAAUGUUCAUGCUUAUGGUAAUGGGAGAAAUUGACGCUUUUUAUAUUUGCGAGUAUUUCAGUUAUUUUUAAAAUUACCUAUUAGUAUUGUUUAUAAUGAAUAAUUUAGAAAAUUGGCACUUUAUGUAUUUUCCUGUUUUAAAAAAAUGUCUAAAAAAACUCCAUUCUUAGUUAUAUGUGAUUUUUUGUCUAUUGUAUGGCAACAUUUUGAAUAUGAAUAAUACUCUUUUCAUAUCUUUAUAUAAACCCUAAUUUUUCUAUUAUAAACAAAUACUGCCCCCCUUGAGAAAUAAUUUUUUAUUUGUAUUUUUUUUUUAUUCUGUAGUUCUUAGUGUCAUUGUUUCCCUGGUGAUUUCUUUUUUAAAUAACCCUUUAUAUAUUUUUUUAAAAAAAUUUUACUUUGACGAUUUUUAUUUUAUUUUUGAAUUUUGCAUUUUAUUACAAUUUUUAUAUACAUAUUAUAUAAUCCAGCUUAAGUUUAUUUAUAAUAUAUUCAUUCAAAAUGGAUCCAUACUCGCUAUAGACUAUACAAAAUAAUGCAGUAUUUGAUUCGGAAAGAAAUAUUUGUACAGAACGUUUACAAAUUUUAUUUUAAUGUGAUUUUUAUUUAGUUCUUAUAUCUUUUAAUGAGGUUUCCAGCAGAUAUAAUAAAAUAUGAAACAUCACAAAAAAUAAUACCAUAAUAAAAGAAAACCACAAAUACUUAAAAUUUUGAUGUAAGAAUACCUAAUUUUAGGCAAAACUAAAAGUUAAGUAGAAUUGAUUUUUAGUAGCAGUGAUAAUUUUUUAAGGUUGACACAGUCGGGAUUUUUUAAGUGAAUCAUUGUUGGGUAUUUAUUUUUUUCUGUUAGCUGUUCUAUUGGUUAAUUGAGGCAUGGUUUUACAAAUCACUGAUUUUAAAUGUUCCCAAAAAACUUUAAUUGUAUUAAAGCUUGUGAUUGAAUUCAGCAAUUAUGUAAUUCAGUCAUAUUAAUACAUAACGCUCACUAAAAUUUAAAAUUAAAAAUCAAAUAAUUAUUGUCAAAACAUCAACAAAAAAAUACAAAACGUAUUUUUUUACUGCACGAAUUUUAAAAAUUUUAUUUAUUUUUUGCAAAGCAUAAAGAAUUGACAUGGUAUUGUCAUUUACUAUAUUAGUGCUCUUCCUCUUUUUAUUUUAUUGCAGUAUACAUCGCCCAGUUACCAGAUUUAACAUCAAUAAUUUUUCUUUAUGGACAUUAAAUAUCUGUGUUUUAUGAUACUAGACCUCGAACAUUGUAAUAACCAAAAAGAAUAGUAACGAAAAAAUAUAAACAACUUUUAGUUGAGCCAGAAAUUAUGCAUUCCAAUAACUUCGGAUGAUCAAAAUCACAGUUCGAUUCUUUGAUACUAAAUUAUUUAAUAAUCUAUUUGCUGGUGGUAAAUUUUGAUAAUUCCGCUUUUUAAAAACCGAAAUCUUAUAGAAUUGUAACUUAAUUUUUGUGUUAAAUCAAGUAUAGUGGGAAGAAUAUUAUACUAUACAGGGUUACUCAUUAAGAAUGGGAUACGGAUCAACUGAAGGUUCUCUAAUUCAAAAUAAGAUGAUUAAAUUAAACAUGCUUGGAUAAAAUAUUACUAGUUUCCGAAUUACACCGUGUUAAAGCUGAAAAUUUAAAAAUGAAUAAUGGCAGAAUAUAGAUUUCAGUACAGAUGUAGGCAAAAACUUUCAAGAGUUCAUAAAGCUAUAUUACAACCUUUCUAAAAUACCGAAAGUUUUUUUGCCUACAUCUGUACUGAGAUUUAUAUCCUUUCAUACUGAACCCUCAAAAUUUUGUCCAAGAGCCGCCACUGGCUAUUUCUUUUUUUUUUUUUUUUUUUUUCAUUUUUCAGUAUAAUUUUACUAAAUUCGGCAAACAUUUUUGGUGUCAUACAUCAAAAUUAGUUAAAUAAACUUUGCUAUAGCAUUCAAUAUAAAAACCGAUACACGUCAUCAAUCAGUUGUGAAGUCAUAGCCUUGCAGUGUUGCCCAAUCUUCAAAAUAGUCUAAGAAUGUAGGAAUUUUUAAAACUAUGAGGUUAUGUUUUUUUGGCAAUGUUAUUAGGAUCAAUUAAUUUUAAAUGUAUAAUGAAUUCUAUAUAAAAGCCAAUGAAGGUCAUUGAUAAUAUUUAAAUUGAGGUUUUAGAAAAACACUGAAUUUAAUAGUAAUAAAUUUUGCACAAGAGGUUUAAAAUGACAAUAAAAGUUAGGUUAGGGAUGAAAAAACAAACAAAUAUUAUUUAGGCUUGAUUUAAUUUACAAUAAAAAAUAAUUAUGUUCAGUUAGUUUAUAAACAUCCAUAUAUAAAAGAAUAACAAUAAUUAGAACAGUUAGGUAAUAAAAUUAACAACACAUGACAUUUUAAAACUUAAAUAAUAUUUAAGCUAAAAUCAGUCAGAAUAAUCAGUACUAAAAUCAGAAUCAUCUCUAUUUGGUGUUAUAAUAAUGGGAGCAAUGUCCAAUCGGUCCUGUAUAUGCUCUCUUUCACACCAUUUAAAAAUUUAUUUCUCAGUGUGUCUUACACUGUUUGCCCACAUUUGUGGGGUAAUGGUUCGGAGUGCUUCAGACCACAUGUCUAUACAAUCUCUUUGUGUCUUUCCAUCCCGACCAAUGUGCCUGUUAUAAUAUUGUUUUGAAAUACCCCAAAUCAGUUCUAUUGGAUUAAAAAUACAAUGUUAAGGAGGAAGACGUAACACCUUAUGUCCAUACUGUUCAGCCAGCAUAUCAGCUACAUAAUAUUUUUGGUGGUUUAUUACUAAAAAAAUAAAAUCAUUUAAAAAAUACAAAAAAAGUAGAUUUCCAUUAUUCACCGUCUAACAAGGUUCAAAAGUUCAGCCUUAAACAUGGUGACUGAAUGAGGUAUGUUCUGAUUCGUUAACCACUCUUGAAUUUGAACCUUAAUCGAAUUACUAUUCAGUAUUGUGUGUGCCAAUGUGCUAUGGUAUGAAGCAUUGUCCAUUACAAUUAAAGAUGGUUCAUGCAGUCUUCGAAGCAAUUGUUCUUCAAACCAUUUUAAAAAAUUUUAAUUAUUCAUCUCACCGUGAUAAUCAUAAUCAUUGCUUUUUGAAGCAAAUAUGGCCUCGGCACCAUCAAUAAAUCCAUUUUCGUUUACAGCAUGAAGAAUUAUAUAUCUAUAAAAAAGAUCAAUAUACAGUUAACAUGUAUAUAUUCAUUAGUUUUUUUUUUUUAUUAACCUUUUACCAUCAACUUUUGUACUUUUUACACUUCUUUUUUUGCUGUCUUGCCAAGAACUGGUACAAAUUUGCUUUCUUUUCUUUGGUAUAUUUUCUUAAAAAUUCUGCCCGUUUCACGGCAAUAUCUGGAAGUUCCAUAAGACCUCGCCUUGGUUCAUCUUUCUGGCCAUUUGAAACCUAUUUCUAAUAAUAAGGUAUGCAAUGAUGUGCGACAUCCAUUGAACAACUCCUUCUCAUUAAGUUUCACCAACAAAGAAUCUAAACUUACAUGCUCCUCUGAAAUCAUACAUUAAUUUGUAAUUGUUUAAUAAUAAUUUAUAUACAUAUACACUUACUAGACUCGUACAUGCUAUAAAUAACAUCUCGAAUAGCACUGGUAUUCAGAAUUCUUGUGUUGGUAACUUUCUUUUGCCUAGGGCGCUUUUUUGGUGGUGACUUUAGAACUUCACUGUUCUUUACAGCUUGUGAAAUAGAACUAACAGUAGAAAAAUUGAGAUUAAGUGCUUCUGCGACACGCUGAAACAAAAUAAUAUUAAUUUGACGGUGAUACAUUAUUAAUCAACUCACUUCUCUUACAGCUGUUAAAGGUAACAAAGGCCCAUUAUUAUCACGUUCUUUCUCAAAAUAAUUUAUUAGAGAAGUUCCUUGCAGCGACUAUUUAAUUGUUUUGGCAUUUUUCAAUGAAAAAAUACACAGUUUACUGAUUUGUUAAUAAUUUGCCGAAUUUAGUAAAAUUAUAUUGAGUAAUUAAAAAAUUAUAGCCAUUAACAAUUCCUUAAUUUUCAAACUUUAACGCCCUUUAUUUCGGAAACGAUCAACAUUUUAUGUUUCGCUUAAUCGUCUUAUUUUUAAUCCAAGAAUCUUCAGCUUUUCUAUGUCUAAUUUUUAAUGAGACACCCUGUAUGUAACUUCAAGAGUACUAAAUAGAAAUUUUUGAAGAAAUUUAAAAAAUUUGUACAAGGAAGUUUUCAAAGGAUGCCAUCUUAUUUGCUGUAAAUAAUUCUGUAUUUUAACAGAAUUAUAUUUAAUAUAGAUGAUGGAAUUAUCCAUUGACAGGAUACAAAACUAUUUAUUGACAAAUGACAAAACUAUCGAUUGACAGAUAACAAGGUGAAAAUUAACAAAAUGGUAGAAUAACAGAUUUUCCAGACAUAGCAUAAUGCCACGGUUUUUAGUAGUUUUGUCUAUGAUUAAAAAAAAUCUAGGAUGUCAUCCUGAAAAACCUUCAAUUCCAUUUUAAAAAUUAUAUCUGUAAACCUUUUGUGUUUAUUGUAAGAUAAAUGGAUAGAUGUUCAAAUUGAUGUUAAUUUCUGGAUAAAUUUUUAAUAGAUGUAUAAUAAAUGUUUAAAAAGUCAAUCAAUAUUGUAUAAAAUGUUAAAAAGAUCUUCAAACUAUACUUGUUUACAAUAAUGAAAAAAAAUCAAUUUUUGUGUUUGUAAUAAUACAUUUUUAUUUUAAUAUUUCAUCAGUUUGUGCGCUUACUUUUUUAAUCGUUUUCAAUUCUGAACCUGCGAUUUUCAUAAUUUCGCAAUUCCAGUUUUUAAAUUUUAAAAUUCCCAAACUGUUUUUGGCCUAAAAAUAGUGUAAAUCAAUUUUAUAAAAAAUUAGCAAGUUACAAUGAACAUUUUCGUUACAAAAUUUUUUGUAAAAAAUUCGUACUUUUUUUGGUUCUGGAAUACAUUUUUCAGCUAAAGGCUGCGUAUUUCAUCAUAUAGGCAUUUAUUUUUAGGCAAAAUACAUUCCAACAAAAAAAAAUUGGACUUAUUGUUAAAACAAAGCACUUCUACUUAAAAAAUAACGGCGCAAAAUCUGUGGGGUGAAGACUGUAAUUUAUUUAUUUUUAGUGUAAUUAUAUGUACAGUGAGCGAAGGUUUUAGUUUAAAAAAAUUGUAGAAUUAAUUAGUUUAAUUACGAAUUUAUUGUAAAUAGCUAUUUUAUUUAUUUUUACAAGCAUUUAUCUCAGAUUUUUAUAUUUUUUAUGUUUUUCGUAAGUAUUAUCAAGAGGUCGAACCGAAAAAAUGUAGCUUAUCAAGAGAAAUAAUACAAAUAAAUAAAUAAAUAGAUUAAUAUCAUGUUUCGAGUUUCUCAACAAAUCUGUCGAUUGGGUUUGAAGAAAAAUUAAUUAAAAAACGUCAAGAAGUAACGUCUAAACAGGCUACCAAGUAGCUAUGAAGAAAAUAUUAAAUUAUUUGUAUAUUCUAUUAAUGUUUUUCAAAUUUUUUGAUCAAUUUAAAAAGGUUUGCAUUACAGAUAUAACAAUGCUACUAUAUCUUACAAUUUGUUCCUUUUUAAUCUGAACUAGGUUGAUUCAUGUCAUAUUCUUUACCAUUUCAGAUCAAAUCAAUAUCCAAAGAUUUCUGAUUUUGUUGACACUUUUGAGCCAAGAUUUUUGCUCCUGUUUAUUUCCUCUAUUUUUUGCUGCAAAGAGCUCGUUAAGACACAGUGGGUUCCGCUGUCUGAACGAGGCCUAAGGAUGUUUCUUCGCUAAAGAAUUCAAAAAUUAAAAUUAUUAGUAUGUCAAAACUGUAUCCUGAUGUCCUCAUUCCAAAAUCACUAUCAAAUCUUUGAGUUGUAUUCUAAUAAAUGAUAAACCAAUUUCUGAAUAAGGAAAUUUAAAAUGUCCCUCAAAAUCUAGCGCUUUUUCCUUAUCGCCUUCCAAACUAAACUUUAUCAGGUCUAUCCCAGCAAACAUUUUGGUGUAAUUUGACGUCGAUACUACCUAAAUUAUAUAUAAUAAAUUUGGUCGCAAAAUUAGAUUUAACCAUAAUUAAGUAAAAUUUACGUUGGCUCGACGUGGAUUCGAAAUAAGUGCAGAAUAAGACGACGUCGAAAUUUGGUUUUAUUUACCAAAAUAGGUAGAAUUACAUCUAAAUCCACAUUGUAGUAGCCCAGUACGUUUGGUUAGUAAUACCUCUCUAGGGAAAUUUGACGUCAGUAUAACGUUAAUUCGACGUUGAUUUAACUAAGUUUAGGUAGAAACUACCAAAAUAUUUGCAGAUGACGUAUGCCUCCAAGUGUACGAAAAGAAAUUUUAUAAUUAUUUGGUAUUUUUAUCUAUAUAUAAGUAGAAAUAUUGUAAGAAGUCACCAACACAACUAAAACAUAUACCUAAUUCACAUGAAAUAUUGAAAAUAAAUAAAUGUCGGUGACAAAAAUAUAUGUAAUGUAAUUGCGGUGAAUAUACAGUUCACGCUUGUUGAAAUUAAUGCGAAGAAAAUUUUGUCGUGCAGUUCUACUUAGAAAAAUUACAAUGCCCUUCCAAAAUACUCUCUAAUUAAAAAAAUAUAAGAAAAAAAUAUGAUCGUGUAAAAAAAUAAUAAUAUUAUGAGCUAAAACUAUGUUACGUUUGUUGUGUAUCACUUUAGAAAAUCAAUAAUGUUUCGUUUUUCGGUAUUUUUAUUCGUAUGUUUUAGUUAUGGUCAUUUUAAAAAUUUAAAAUUUGGAAUCGUACUUCAAUUACGUUAAGAAAAUAUGGCGUAUUGUGCGAAUUCGACCUAAAAGUUAUUAUGACUAAGAAAAUCUGUGUAUUUUACAAAUACCUUUUUACUAAGUUGAAUUAACUUCAAUUUCACGACAUAUUAGUUAACUUUACCUAUUUAAAGAAAUAAUAACUUAUAGGUUUUAUAAACAAUUUACCUAUAGGUAAAUAUAACAUAUUUAGGUCACGUUGUUCUGCACUUGAGAUUUUAGACGUUUCACUUUACGAUAAAAAUCGGAAAUAUAACGAUAUGAUUUAUUAUUUUUCGAACUCAUUUUAUUAAUUAUUUUUCGCACUCAUUUAAAGCUCUAUCUACACCACACGUAAAUUCAGAUUACGACUGUAAUGGUUUUUUAAAAUGGCCGAAAUUCUUAAGAAUAAUGACGAAGACAGUAACUGAACAACCUAAUUGUUAAAAUUACAUAAAUAAUAUAAAUUUUACAAAUAGGUCAUGUAUGACUCUUUUUAAAUUGGUGGUUUUUAGUCGAAUUUACUUUGUGGUAGAUUUUUCAGGUAAUUGCUACAACAAAGUUAAUAAAUAUUUCUUCAAGAUGACUUAUAGGUCAACUAAAUGAGUAUUUGGUUGAAAUUAGGUAGAUAAACAUGUAGAAUUUUGCUACGAUCUCGACCUAAUAUUACUUUAAAGGAGAGUAAAUAAAAGUGGCCAAAUAGGUUACUAUGGAGGCAUAAAAUUACGUAGAAUUUUUAACCAAAUCUACCUAGUUUGGAUAUUCUACUAUAAAGACGAUUUUUAGUUGCCAAACAGAUAGAUAUUACCUAAAUAUGGCACCUAAUUUUACUACAAAGGAAAUUUAACUUUGAAGUAAUUGUUGGUUAUUUUUUUUAGUAGUUUUUCCCUUGCUGGUAUGGUUAAAGUUACUUUUAAGCAGAUUUGUGUAAAAGGUAGAUUUCUUGGUAUAAUUAACGUAAAUUUAAAUAUAAAUUAAAACCGUUUGGUAAAUUUACAUUAGAGGUAUAUUUUUCUAGUCAAUUUUACGUAAUAAUUACCUCAAUAAGUAAAUUCGUCUUUAACAAAGUCGAGUUAUAACUAAUGUUAUAGAAAAUGUUUGCUGGGAUCUUUGGCAUGUUCACUUUUUUCUAAGAAUUAUUUAUCUACGUGAUAAUUAAUUUUUUCAAGAUAUUAAUACAAUAAAAAUUAGAAAAAAAGUUCUAAACAAAUAUUUAAAUAUAAAUUCUUUGAAAUACCCUUUUUUUUUAAAUUAUCCCUACAAAAUAAUGAAAACUAUUUCUAAAUUGCCAAAGAGAAAACAAAGGACAGAAAUAAGGAUAAGAUAUAUACCAAUUGAAAAUUCUUUUUAAGGAGAACAUUUUCUUUCAGAGUUAUAUCAUCCUAAAUGUAACUAAUUGCACUAUAGGCUAGUGCUUAUAUUCUGUUGUAGUGCUUAUUACAGGCAAAUAAUGUUAAAUAUUACUUCUUAGUAAUAUAAAAACAAUUGUAAUAUCUGGGUAUAUCAUAUAAUGCAGUCGAGGAUUUUAUCUGCCACGUGUGUCCCUUACCAAAGGGUCGUAUUGAUUACUAGGCCCCACUUAGGCCCUCCAACGGACCAGGUCCAAUGGUCCGAGAACAAGGUAAUGAACAAACAAUAAUACAAUCAUAAAUAUUAUUACCCCAGUUACAUUAAAACGAAUACAAAGCCAUUUUCAACAUAUACAGGGUUGGGCAUCCUAUACACAUCAGUCCAGACUAUGACAUGAUUUUUUUUAAAUUAUUUUAGUACAGAAAGAUGAAUAUCUAUUGGAGCUAUAAUACAUAAAUAUUUUGGAAGUUUUUAUCUUAAAAGUAAACUUUAAAAAAAUGCACAUUACAAAUGUUUUAAUUCCUUAGUACAAUAUAAAAUGAAACUAAUAGGUAGAAGACAUUUCUCAUGCAAGCUAGUAGGUGGCUUGCAUGAAAAAUGCCUUUCAGCUAAACUAAAGUUAGAUUAUAUUAUAUAGAACUUGGCAACUAUGCAUUUUUUCAAUUUGAGAUUUUAAUUUUGUUUAGUUGUCCCUAUGGCCACAGUUUAUCCAUAACUGAUUUCAGCUAAAGUUAAAUUAUAUUAUCUAUAAGUUGGCGGCAUUUCCUUAUCAGCAUAUUUAGGUUUUUGUUUAGUCGUUACCAUGACAACAGUCUCUAUGGCAACAGUUUCUCUGUAACUAAUUUCAGCUAAAGUUAAAUUAUAUUAUCUAUAAGUUGGCGGCAUUUCCUUACCACGAUAUUUGGGUUUUUGUUUAGUCGUUACCAUGACAACAGUCUCUAUAGCAACAGUUUCUCUGUUACUGAUUUCAGCUAAAGUUAAAUUAUCUAUAAGUUGACAACUACGCAUUUUCUUACCACCGUAUUUAGGUUUUUGUUUAUUAUGGCAACAGUUUCUCUGUAACUGAUUUCAGAUAAAUUAAAUCAUCUAUAACUUAACAACAAAUAGGGGGUUUCUCACCACAUGAUUUGGAUUUUUGUUUAGUCGUUACGAUGACAAGCGUCCCUAAUGGCAACAGUUUCUCCAUAACUGAUUUCAGCUAAACUAAAAAAUUAAAUCAUAUAACCUGGUAACUACGCGUUUCCUUACCACCAUAUUUGGGUUUUUGUUUAAUCGUUACCAUGACAACUAUCUCUAUGGCAACAGUUUCUCUGUAACUGAUUUCAGCUAAAGUUAAAUUAUCUAUAAGUUGGCAACUACGCAUUUCCUUACCACCGUGUUUAGGUUUUUGUUUAGUCGUUACCAUAACAACUGUCUCUUUGGCAACAGUUUCUCCGUAACUGAUUUUAGCUUAACUACAGUGUAAUUAAAUUAUUUACAACUUGGCAAAAACACAUUUCCUCACUAUGGGAUUUGGGUUUUUGUUUAUUCGUUAACAUGAUAAGUAACUCUAUGGCAACAGUUUCUCCGUAACUGAUUUCAGCUAAAUUAAAUCAUCUAUAUUAGCUAAACUAAAGUUAAAUUAAAUCAUAUAACUUGGUAACUACGCAUUUCCUCACCACGGGAUUUGGAUUUUUGUUUAGUCGUUACCAUGACAAACGUUCCCUUAGCAAGUUUCUCCACAAUUGAUUUCAACUAAAGUGACAAUUAAAUCAUCUAAAACUUGACAACUACGAAUUUCCUCACCACUGGAGUUGGUUUUUUGUUUAAUCGUUACCAUGACUAUCGUGGGGGGGGGGUAUUUUAUGUCAGCAAAAGUACUUUUAGCAUACAGACGGUUUUCAACCAAAAAAACCUGUGGUUUGUCACAUGUACUGUGAUAUAACUAGGAACGUAUAGAUGAUAGCGACGUCCUAAUAAAAACAAAAGUUCUUACCGAUAUCUUUCAUUUGGCAUAUAUCUGACUCCUAUUGGGGGUGAGGCAAAACUACCCAUUCUCCUUUAUUGAAAAUUUAAAAAACUACCUGGAAGGAUUCGAAACUUAAACAUUCGCCUUCUACGCACACCGCCUUACCAAUUCAGCCAUCUUGCUAUUAAAUGUCCGAAUUGUUAAUUUAAAUAUUUGUGGCAGAAUAUUGUUAAUUUCUCAAUAAACCGAGCUUUUAGGUUCGAUUCCUUGCUGGGACAGUCUUUUCAAUUUUUAUUUUUGGGGUUCAAACAUAGCUUUCAUUUUUUCGUAGGGGUAAUUUAAAAAACAAAUAUUUUGGAAUUUAUAUGUAUAAAUUUUUAACCGCUUCCAUCUCUAUUAAUCCUUUAUUUAGUAAAAAAAAAUGUAUUAGCAGGUUUCAUAAAUUCAAAAUCAUAUAUUUAAGGAAGUAGCAUUCUUUAUAUAUCCAGGUAACUCGUUAAAUGCCUGUAGUCCUUUAAUAAAAAUUGUAUUUAUGCAUUUACAUUACUAGCUUGACGGAUAUAAACUAUUUAAAUACUUAUUUGUAUUUAUUAAACUAUUGAAAGUGGCAUUUUUUCAUCUUUAUUAGUGGAAAAUAUAUACCUCAUGGCAUGAGUUGUAUUUCCAUGUGUUUUGUAUUUGGAUAAAUACUUGUUAAAAUUUACUGUUGAAAUUUUAUCUGGAAUUUAAAGUUUGUGUGAAGAAAAAUGGACAAAGCACAAACAAUGUAAAUAUCAGUGUAGACAAUGUAAGAUUUCCGCAUGACUACGUGUAAUCAUUACAAGUUCUUUGUAGAGGAAGAAAGUCUAGCUAUAGCCUGUAUCCAAAUUUAAAUUAAAGAUUUAUCAGAAUUAUGUACGGUAGAUUAUUUGAAGCUACUGCCUUAUAUGAAAUAAUAGUUGUACAAAUGUCAAUAGCGACAUUUGACAUCAAUAAGUUUUUUAUAAUUCUAUUCUUAAACAAAUGUUUUCAUAUUUCGAAUUUACCUGGUGCAAUAAAAUAGCAAUAGCAUAGUAAUUUUUUACUACAAAUACCAAUCUAUCUAUCGAAGCUAUAAUUUAAAUCCUUUUAUCAGUAUCAUGCCUUAUAUUAAAAUAGAAUUUAAAUACCUAGCGCUAAAGUUUCUUUCGAUGCAAAGGAUCCAUACCUAGUUUAUUUACCUCAUCUUUAUAUAUCUGUACAUUUAUCAGAUCGUUUGUAAAAUAUUCAUUUAAACCCUUUAACAAAUAUGUUCCUAGUACCUAUUCUUGUAUUAAACUUACUGUAUAUCCUACAUCAUCUGUAAUAAACUUUUUUAUUUGAUCAUA
Messenger RNA from Psylliodes chrysocephalus, 19149 nucleotides. Lineage: Eukaryota; Metazoa; Arthropoda; Insecta; Coleoptera; Chrysomelidae. The record is from the annotation of a GenBank genome assembly.